Messenger RNA from Didymodactylos carnosus, 380 nucleotides. The record is from the annotation of a GenBank genome assembly. NCBI's taxonomy places the organism in Eukaryota, Metazoa, Rotifera, Eurotatoria, Philodinida, Philodinidae.
AUGUCAUCGCCGACGCGCGUCACCACGAUUCGUCGUACAGUUGUUGAGCAGGGUAGAAGAACGUUACCAAACACUGCUGUUUUAGACGAUGGCGGAAAGAUCAUGGUCAUUGCCACUGUACGCGGUCAACAUGAAUACGAGAAAGAAGAAUUGUCAAAGUUAAACGAUCGGUUCCUAGAUUACAUUACUCGUGUUAGACAAUUGGAGUCAAUCAAUAAACGUGUGCAGGUAGAACUAGAUGAUCUUCGACGUUUAUGGGGAUUCGAUUCAAGUCGUGUGAGACAGGAAUAUGAAGCACAGAUUGACAAAAUUCGACACUCAAUGGAAACGGCUGUUGUCACCAAAGCGCAAAGUGAAAUAGUAAUGAAUCGUGCCGAAUU